AUGCGAACUAAAUGUUGUUCUGUUAGAGAACAAUGGCAGAGUGCUUAUAAUAGAAUUUGUGCAACCAUUCAGAUCACCAGAGAGAAUUGUGACCCCAUUCGGCCCGGAAGGCAAGAAAGUAGGCCCGCCUUGUUGUCGACCGAUUUUAUUGAUAACAGUGUGGGACGUAAUAUGCCUUCUUUGGACGUACUAUAUCAGCCGACCCCCUCGGAAGGCAACGCUACAAGAGCAGAACGAAUACUUUGCAAUGGGUCUGAAACUCUUAGCCGAGAAGAUAGUAAAGAUGGAACCAACUCAAUUGUACCGUCCUCGAACAGUAAAUCUCACAUAUUCGAAACGAAAAGGGAAAAUAUUGAGGUUCAUGUUCGGUGCGUCGAUUCGUUGCAGACCAGCGAACAAGGAAGCGCCAGCAUCGAGAGUAAAAACAAUAAAGAUAUUACAAUUGGGUUCGAAGCAUGCCCUAACCAAAGAACAAUUGGCGAACUGCAGACAUCCUUUGGGAAAUUGUUCAGAAUCGGUACCAUGGGAGACGUUACGUGGACAACGGAAAUCCCGACGAAACCGUGUUGUUUUGUAUUCGCGCACCCUUGUCCUACCCAAGAAGUUAGGAGGACAAUCGAAAGUCAUGAAUCCAUGUUGCAGGUGUCAAAAUGUGAAGGACAAGAUGAAGCACUUUGCACAAAUAAACUUGUGGUAGUUGAUACAUUUGCAAACGAGUCCGACCGUCGUCAUCUUGCAUCUUUCAUUGGCUGUGAGCUUCCUAAUGAUGGUGAUGAUCCAAAAGAACUUGAAUUUUAUAUUCAGCGGUAUUCUGCUUAG
Messenger RNA from Ambispora leptoticha, 819 nucleotides. NCBI's taxonomy places the organism in Eukaryota, Fungi, Glomeromycota, Glomeromycetes, Archaeosporales, Ambisporaceae. The record is from the annotation of a GenBank genome assembly.